This is a messenger RNA of Pteropus alecto (black flying fox), 7554 nucleotides long. Its product is annotated as neuron navigator 1. Gene Ontology annotation, molecular function: ATP hydrolysis activity. Lineage: Eukaryota; Metazoa; Chordata; Mammalia; Chiroptera; Pteropodidae. The record is from RefSeq and is a predicted model, not a curated record. Bases 5 to 4537 code for a protein of 1510 amino acids. Gene Ontology annotation, cellular component: axon initial segment; microtubule cytoskeleton. The transcript has 29 exons. Gene Ontology annotation, biological process: microtubule bundle formation; neurogenesis; nervous system development.
GCCCAUGCGCAGCCCCAGCAAGCUCGGCCACAGCUCCCGGCUGGACGCGGACGACGCGGACCUCAAGUCCGGCUACAUGAGCGACAGUGACCUCAUGGGCAAGACCGUGACGGAGGACGACGACAUCACCACCGGCUGGGAUGAGAGCAGCUCCAUCAGCAGCGGGCUCAGCGAUGCCUCGGACAACCUGAGCUCAGAGGAGUUCAACGCCAGCUCCUCGCUCAACUCGCUCCCGACCACGCCCACUGCGUCCCGCAGGGACUCCUCGGUGGCGCUGCGCACGGACUCGGAGAAGCGCUCCCUGGCGGAGAGCGGGCUGAGCUGGUUCAGCGAGUCAGAAGACAAGGCCCCCAGGAAGCCGGAGUACGACAGCGGCAGCCUGAAGAUGGAGCCCGGGGGCUCUAAGUGGCGGAGGGAGCGGCCCGAGAGCUGCGACGACUCCUCCAAAGUCGGGGACCUGAAGAAGCCCGUCAGCCUGGGUCACCCCGGGACCCUGAAGAAGGGCAAGACCCCGCCCGUGGCCGUCACGUCCCCCAUCACGCACACAGCCCAGAGCGCCCUCAGAGUCUCAGGUCGGCCAGAAGGCAAAGCUGCGGACAAGGGCAAGCUGGCCGUGAGGAGCGCGGGGCUGCAGCGCUCCUCCUCGGACGCCGGCCGGGACCGCCCGGGCGAGGCCAAGAAGCCUCCCUCAGGCCUCGCCCGGCCCUCCACUUCGGGGUCUUUCGGCUACAAGAAGCCUCCCGCCACAGGCACUGCCACCGUCAUGCAGACCGGUGGUUCAGCCACGCUCAGCAAGAUCCAGAAGUCCUCGGGCAUCCCUGUGAAGCCAGUGAGUGGACGCAAGACCAGCCUGGAUGUGUCCAACAGCGCAGAGCCCGGGUUUCUGGCCCCGGGAGCCCGAGCCACCAUCCAGUACCGCAGCCUGCCCCGGCCGGCCAAGUCCAGCUCCAUGAGCGUGACCGGUGGGCGGGGCGGGCCGCGCCCCGUCAGCAGCAGCAUCGACCCCAGCCUGCUCAGCACCAAGCAGGCAGGACUGGCACCCUCCAGGCUGAAGGAGCCUUCCAAGGUGGCUGGUGGGCGGAGCGCGCCGGCCCCGGUCAACCAGACGGAUCGGGAAAAGGAGAAGGCCAAAGCCAAGGCGGUGGCCCUGGACGCAGACAGCACCUCCCCGAAGAGCGCCAGCUCCCCGGAGGGCACGCCGAAGAACCAAGCAAGCCACGCCCCAGCCACCAAGCUGGCAGAGCUGCCACCCACCCCCGUCAGGGCCGCAGUCAAAAGCUUCGUCAAGCCACCCUCGCUGGCCAACCUAGACAAGGUCAACUCCAACAGUCUAGACCUGCCGUCGGCCAGUGACACCCACGCCCCGAAGGUCCCAGACCUGCACGCUACGAGCUCAGCAGCUGGGGGCCCCCUCGCUUCCUGCUUCACCCCCAGUCCGGCCCCUAUCCUCAAUAUCAACUCAGCCAGCUUCUCCCAGGGCCUGGAGCUCAUGAGUGGGUUCAGCGUCCCCAAAGAGGCCCGUAUGUACCCCAAACUCUCAGGCCUGCACAGGAGCAUGGAGUCCCUCCAGAUGCCAAUGAGCCUGCCCAGUGCCUUCCCCAGCAGCACCCCCACCCCCACCCCGCCGGCCCCCUCUGCUGGGCCCCCCCAGGACGAGGCAGAAGAGCUGACCUGGAGCGGAAGCCCCCGAGCUGGGCAGUUGGACAGUAGUCAGCGGGAUCGGAACACCCUGCCCAAGAAGGGGCUCAGGUACCAGCUCCAGUCCCAGGAGGAUGCCAAGGAGAGGCGACACUCCCACACCACUGGCGGGCUGCCCGAAUCUGACGACCGGUGCGAGCCGCCGUCCCCCCCUGCACUCUCCAUGUCCCUGAGUGCGAAGGGUCAGCUCACCAAUAUAGUGAGUCCCACAGCGGCCACCACGCCAAGAAUCACUCGCUCCAACAGCAUCCCCACCCACGAGGCGGCCUUCGAGCUGUACAGCGGCCCCCAAAUGGGGAGCAGCCUGUCCCUGGCCGACAGACCCAAGGGGAUGAUUCGGUCAGGAUCCUUCCGAGACCCCGCGGACGACGUCCACGGCUCAGCGCUGUCCCUGGCCUCCAGCGCCUCCUCCACGUACUCCUCAGCUGAGGAGAGGAUGCAAUCUGAGCAAAUCCGGAAGCUUCGUAGGGAACUGGAGUCAUCGCAAGAGAAAGUGGCCACGCUGACGUCUCAGCUUUCCGCCAACGCUAACCUGGUGGCGGCUUUCGAGCAGAGCUUGGUGAGCAUGACGUCCCGCCUGCGGCACCUGGCCGAGACCGCAGAGGAGAAGGACACUGAGUUGCUGGAUUUGCGAGAAACCAUAGAUUUUCUGAAGAAAAAGAACUCAGAGGCCCAGGCAGUCAUCCAGGGGGCCCUCAGCGCCUCGGAAGCCACGCCCAAAGAACUGCGGAUCAAGAGACAGAACUCCUCAGAUAGCAUCUCGAGCCUCAACAGCAUCACCAGCCAUUCCAGCAUCGGCAGCGGCAAGGACGCGGAGGCCAAGAAGAAGAAGAAGAAGAGCUGGGUCUAUGAGCUCCGAAGCUCUUUCAACAAGGCCUUCAGCAUCAAGAAGGGGCCCAAGUCCGCGUCCUCCUACUCCGACAUCGAGGAGAUUGCCACCCCCGACUCCUCGGCCCCCUCGUCCCCCAAGCUGCAGCAUGGUGCCACGGAGACGGCUUCGCCUGCCAUCAAGUCCUCCAGCUUGGCCUCUGUGGGCGUCGACGCCACCGAGAUCCCUGCUCACGUGGCUCCCCACCCCCGGCUGUUCGCGGCUGGCGAGGAGGAGGAGCCGGAGAGGAAGGAGGUGUCGGAGCUGCGCUCCGAGCUCUGGGAGAAGGAGAUGAAGCUGACGGACAUCCGCCUGGAGGCCCUCAACUCCGCCCACCAGCUGGACCAGCUGCGGGAGACCAUGCACAACAUGCAGCUGGAGGUCGAUCUGCUGAAAGCAGAGAACGACCGGCUGAAGGUCGCCCCCGGCCCCUCGUCCGGCCCCGCCCCAGGGCAGGUCCCGGGGCCCGCUGCCCUGCCGUCCCCUCGCCGCUCGCUGGGCCUCGCUCUCGCCCACUGCUCCAGCCCGAGCCUCACGGACACAGACCUGUCGCCCAUGGACGGCAUCAGCACCUGCGGCCCCAAGGAGGAGGCCACGCUCCGGGUGGUGGUGAGGAUGUCGCCCCAGCGCGUCAUCAGAGGGGACUUGAAGCAGCAGGAGUUCUUCCUGGGAUGCAGCAAGGUCAGUGGACAAGUUGACUGGAAGAUGCUGGAUGAAGCUGUGUUCCAGGUGUUCAAGGACUACAUUUCUAAGAUGGACCCAGCCUCGACCCUGGGACUGAGCACCGAGUCCAUCCACGGCUACAGCAUCAGCCACGUGAAGCGCGUGUUGGACUCAGAGCCCCCGGAGCUGCCUCCCUGCCGCCGUGGAGUCAACAACAUAUCGGUCUCCCUCAAAGGUCUCAAGCAGAAGUGCAUCGACAGCCUGGUGUUCGAGACGCUGAUCCCCAAGCCCAUGAUGCAGCACUACAUCAGCCUCCUGCUCAAGCACCGGCGUCUCGUCCUCUCGGGCCCCAGCGGCACGGGCAAGACCUACCUGACCAACCGGCUGGCCGAGUACCUGGUCGAGCGCUCCGGCCGCGAGGUCACCGAGGGCAUCGUCAGCACCUUCAACAUGCACCAGCAGUCUUGCAAGGACCUGCAGCUGUACCUCUCCAACCUGGCCCACCAAAUAGACCGCGGCACGGGGACUGGGGACGUCCCCCUGGUGGUCCUGCUGGACGACCUGAGCGAAGCAGGCUCCAUCAGCGAGCUGGUCAAUGGGGCCCUCACCUGCAAGUACCACAAAUGCCCCUACAUCAUAGGCACCACCAAUCAGCCUGUGAAGAUGACACCCAAUCACGGCUUGCACUUGAGCUUCAGGAUGCUGACCUUCUCCAACAACGUGGAGCCGGCCAACGGCUUCCUGGCUCGCUACCUGCGGAGGAAGCUGGUGGAGUCGGACAGUGAUGCCAACGCGAACCGGGAAGACCUGCUGCGGGUGCUGGAGUGGGUGCCCAAGCUGUGGUACCACCUGCACACCUUCCUGGAGAAGCACAGCACCUCGGACUUCCUCAUCGGGCCCUGCUUCUUCCUGUCCUGCCCGGUUGGCAUUGAGGACUCACGGACCUGGUUCAUCGACCUGUGGAACAGCUCCAUCAUCCCCUACCUGCAGGAAGGGGCCCGGGACGGGGUCAAGGCCCACGGACAGAAAGCUGCUUGGGAGGACCCAGUGGAGUGGGUCCGGGACACUCUUCCCUGGCCGUCAGCCCAGCAGGACCAGUCAAAGCUGUGCCACCUGCCCCCGCCCACCGUGGGCCCUCACAGCAUGGCCUCGCCUCCCGAGGACAGGACAGUCAAAGACUGCACCCCAAGUUCUCUGGACUCAGACCCUCUGAUGGCCAUGCUGCUGAAACUUCAGGAAGCUGCCAAUUACAUCGAGUCUCCAGAUCGAGAAACCAUCCUGGACCCCAACCUCCAGGCCACGCUCUGAGGGUCCAGGAGUCACCAUCACCCUGGACGGCAGGAUGCUGGCGCGGGCUCCGUCAGCUCCCCCUCUCCCUGCCCUCUUCAGAGACCGAGACCGAGACCGAGGGAGGCGGGUGAAGGAAGAGGGCCGGCUCCUGGUGCUGCACCCCCCUCGUCAGGAGCGGGGGGUGGCGUCCGCGAACUCGUGGCCCCUGGACACGUUGCUGGCCUCCUCUCCUGACUGCAGGGAAAAGUUGAUGCUGGGUCUCCUUCCUUGACUUCUGGCCUCGAUUACAGACUCCUGGGCUUGUGGGGGAGGGGGCAGGGGACAUCACAAGAACCUGCCUCACAAGUCCCUCGCCGAGCCUCGCAAGCAGCACUGAGACGGCCGCCCGGCCGAGGGCGGGGGGAGCUGCUGGGUCCUCGCAGGCCCACUCCCUCCCGCCACUGUGGCCGCUCGCCCCCAGAGCUGGCUGGAGCCCAGGAAAACAAGCAUGUGGUUUAAAGAAUAUUUGAACCAACCUGUAAAAGGUAAAAAAAACGGAAAUGAUGAAGCUGGAGAGGGGAACCAGGUGCCAAGGGAGACAGAGCACCACCCGCCCCGGAUGACAUUGAGGACGUCGACAAGACAGCUGCCCAUCUAAGAAGUCGCCAGACCACAAGCUGACGUCGCAGCCUGCCGAGAAAGACUGCCCGCUCUGUCAUGCCCUCUAAUCUAACACGCACGGAGUCAAUAAACCCUACUUCGUUAUUUUUUAUUUUUGUUUUUUGUUUCGUUGCUUCCCCCCCAUCUGUGUAUUUAUUUUCCUUUUCUUUCUGUUUUUUACCCUCCACCUCCUCACACGUUCAUGAGAUGCUUGGGUUGCUUUUCCAGGGGCCAGUUUGGCUUUUCCAAGUAGGUUUUCUUUGGAGGAUCUGACACCGUCCAGUUGGCACCAAGGCACCUGCCCUGCCACCGCCUUUGGCAUCCUUGGGGCUCGCACGAGACACGGAGUGUCGGUUCAGAAGUGGUGGGGGCCAGGGCCUUGCCUUCCCUUUCGAGAAAGCACACGUCCUGCCUGGGGCUCGGCCCUCUGGCCUGAGUGCGUCACCCCGCUUGACAGAUCUACGUUGAGCCUCACCAGGGACUAGAGAACGCUACAGACUUCCUGUCUCACAGCCUGUUUGGACCGGAUCCUAAAUUCUUAGCUGGCCUUUACUAUUCGUCUGUGACAGGUAGAUGUUCACACCUGUGUGAGAUGGUCCCAAUCAGAAUAUAAGGCUCGAGGAGUUUGACUUGGAGAAGAGACCUGACCUGCCUUCCAAAGGGACCCACCUCGGAAGUCACCCUGGAGGGGCGUCUGACCGUCCACACCGCUUCGUCCCACAGCUGUCACCAUCACACUGAGCAGGAAGCGCUAACCCCAGUGACACCCCUCGCUGUCCAGACCUUCAUGGUCAUCUAAGAAGUGCAGCCAAAAAAGCAGCCAGCUAGCAAACGCCUCGGACUGGAUGUCCCGUACACUGGGGACAAAGAUUUGGGAUUGGCGAAGGUGGACCUGGAGGACUGGGGCCCUGCUCAUCUCACGUGGGGAGCCGUCUUCUCGCCACCCCUGGAAGCCCCGGGCCUAGGUGCGGGUUUGCGGGGCCGGCGCACUCUUCAGACCACCCCACCCCGGAGCAGCACAGACCCUCGUCACCCACACUCACCGACCGCUCAGCCCCGCCCACCCAGCCAGCCAGCGGCUGCAUCCGAAUCCCUGCGUCACCGUUCUCUCAUUUUGGUCCCGAUGAUGGCCCAGGUCAUCGCCCGAGGAGGCUGCUGCGUUCACCGGUGGCUCCCAGGCACGACAGGCUCCCCCGCGCCCAAGACCUCGCUCGUGCUAUCGCUGCUCAGGCCUUGAGCUGCGAGGUCCCCAACCGAGGCAGCUGCAGCAUGCAGCUCUGUGUUGGGAAGAGGCCGUCUGUCCUAGCAUGGUGCUGACAUCGCUGCCUUAAGGUCCCUGCCGUGCGGGGUGAGGAGGCCCCGGAGCUGGCUACUCUAACUUGGGAGGGGGGCGAAGGCCAGCCAGGCCUCCUCUGGACGCAGGCCUCUCCUUAGCCCUGUCCUUGGCCCCAGUCCCGUGCCAGGGCCCAGUCUCCCCUCGCCGUCUUCGCUGGGUCGUUGAGCCCCUAACUCUGUAUUUUCUGGUGCUGCCCGGCCAGUGCCUUCUGUCGUGGAUGUUACUGGCUACUUGACAAAAGGAAAGGGGGCAACCCCUUCUCCCAUUCCAGCUGCCUCAGACCCUCAGAGACAAGGAGCCCUUGUGUCCCUGCACACCACGGGGGACUUUAUUGGGACUUUAUCUGGAAGCCUCUCAUGUUCUGACUUCUCACCUCUAUUCCUGGGACCCAGCCCCUCUGCUGCCGGCUGAUUGCUGCAUCUCGCCCAGGUCUCCAGAUGCUUCUCUCCAGAAAGUGUGUUCCCAUCUAGCGAGACGGAGUUGCAGCCUCAGCUGUCCCUCUGGAGCCAGGGACCCUGUUUACAGCUGCGCGCCUGGCCCCUCACCAGGGGCCAUCAUCUCACCGAGGAAUCGUGGGCGCGUGGCAAGUGCAGAAGGCUGAGCCUCCCCAUGGUGCUAUCACCCCUCGGGACGCCCAUCCAGGCUUCUCCGAAGCAGGAAACCUGAGCUCGCGGUCACUGCCCCGGACUUAAUGGCAAGAGCAAACCCACAGCAUCCCCUCCCGAUGCACCUGCUUCUCGGGGGGGAGGGCCACUGGGACCUCUCAGCAAAAAGCGGGUCCCACAGCUAAACCCUCGACCCCAGGUGCCAUCAGAGGAGCCCAGCCCAUCUGAGAUGGGUUCCUGCCCUCCCCUCCCCUGCGCGCCGACCCCACACCCCCAAAGCUGGCACAGGUGCCCAGCUCAGUCCCCACCACCGACCCCGGGAGAGCCGUGCCCAGGACAAGUCCUCGGCACAGUGCCUCUCGUUUCCGGGUGAAGACCAACACGUUGUGUCCAGUGAGUCUGUCCUGAGGCCUGCCUAGGCGCUAACAAUAAAGUACUCGGUAAUUGGAGGCCAA